AUGGGAUUGCUUACAAUCCGGCUGCUCCUCUCACAGGUUAAAACCAAGCUAAAAGGUCAUCAAAAAAGCAUAACAGGCCUUGCCUUUUCUCAUGUUCUUAAUGUGCUUGUAUCGUCAGGCUCUGAUUCCCAGCAAUGUGAUGGUGGAGACGAGGAUGCUGGUGGUAAGACUGCUACUAUGGGUGAUUAG
Molecule: messenger RNA, 189 nt
Organism: Prunus armeniaca (apricot)
Lineage: Eukaryota; Viridiplantae; Streptophyta; Magnoliopsida; Rosales; Rosaceae
Source: the annotation of a GenBank genome assembly